AGCUACCUACAUGGUUGCCCUGAAGGCUAGCCGGAUGAACAACAUGAACAGUGAGCAGGACGGGUACAAUGAGCGGGAGCUGGACUAUGCCCUGGAAAGAAUGACUGAGGAUGACCACGAUGUUUAUGAUCAGGAGUUCACUCGUAAUGUUCGUUCACCUGAGAAAGGAGAUUAUGGGAGUAAUCCAGGUACACCUGUUAUACGUCGUGAAUCGUUACGAAGUAGUCUGAGUAUGAUGAAAAACCGGUUUCUCGGAGGUCAGCUCGGAGGUCGGAGUACAACCAGCAUAGAUAAAUCAUCCUCUAAGGAUGAGUUCUGGGACGGAAUGACUAACCCCGCGAUGGACCACACCGGUACAGAAGAUCCCCGGGAGGAUUUCGUGUUCCUCAACAACUCUAAUGGAUUGGCACACGUCGGAGCCGCGUAUCUUAACCAACAAUCCAACAGCGGCCCGGUGACCACUACAGAGCUAGAGACGGAGACAUCCGGACCCAACUCCCUUCCUCUCACCCUCACGAAGGAUGCCCCCCUGGAGAAACAGAGUUCGGAACCUAAUUUUAAAGCAGGUGGCGCCACUCGCGGUGGCGCGGAUAUCCGCCCAACUGUCAUCAAUGUACGUGGCAGCGGUAGCGGGGAUGCGGAGAGCUCCGGUGCCGAGCAAAGUCUUGAAACUACAACAACCUAUCCAAGUGAUAGAACUAGUUUACUCAGAGAUAAAACUGUUAGCUAGUAGAGAGCUAGGAUUCAUAUUUUGGGUGGUAAAGGGAGGCUUAUGCCGAAAACUUUGCUAUUAAAAUCUAAACUCUCGUAAUUUUUUUAACUGGUGACUUUAACGUCUUAUAUUCUCAUGAUUGAUAUUUGGUAGAGGAUAAAUCUAAUCGUAUUUACUCGCAUCAACAAUUUAAACAUUUUUUUUAAACAUUGUUUGAUGGGCUGUUGCAAUCCUUCAAUUUUAGCUUUAUUUUCUCUAUUUCAUUGUAUCCAGACUAAAGUUAUAUACUCUCAUAUUGUUAUUCAACCCCUUUCAAGAUAUAGUGGAUGUUUCCGCGAAUUUCAGGCAGAUAAAAUAAUGCUCAUUUAGCAAAUUCCAUUCUUAUGCCGAUAUAAUUCUAAUUUUUGUCAACCAUAAAUCAAAAAUAAAAAUUUUCACAAAAUUUAUUUAAAAAACCUCCCCUAAUCUUUCAAAAAUAAAUCGCUAUUGUCUUUAUUAAUGUAUUACAACCGCAUCCCCUAAAUCCCCCCCCCCUCCAUCUUAUUUAGAUAUAUUUAAUUUUUAAGUGUAUAAUAGGUUUGUAGAUAAAAAAACGCGUUUUUUCAUUUCGUUAUAGAAAUCAGUCCGUCCAUAGAAUGCUGUUUAAAUGUUUGUGCAUUUUGUGUUAAGAAAAUUCGAGUUUAUGUCAUUUUUCUUUCAUUUUUCAGAGCUUUUUUUUAUUAAGAAUACCAGCAACAAUUCUUCUCGUGUUAGCACGACACUUUUUAUCAUUGGUUUUGGCAGUUUCUUGAUUCCCUUAAUUUGUUGAAUUUACAAUUGACAAUAAUGAAAUUUAAAAAUAGGAAGAUGACUUAAUCAAAACUAUUAUUGAACUCUUAUUCUGGUAUAGUUAUUUUAAAAUUUCCUAAAAAAGACGAAAUUCCUAAUUCUAAGAUCUGGUUUUAGCAAUAAGUGAGCUCUACUUAAACCUCCAGGUUGAUCCAGAGUCCAUACAUAAUCACAGAUCACGACAAAAUAAAACAUUUAAAUACUUUCUGCACUAUGGCAUUUUUUUGAUCCCAAAAUUGAAGAAUAUUUUCAUAGUUUUUCACUCUGUUAACUAAUUUGUUAAAAUUGGUAUUUAUUGGUGAUUUUUUCAGAACUUAUAAGUUUUUAUUUUUUAAACUUGUUUUAUUGAUUUUACCGUCGCAUUUUUGUUAGAGAUAAAUUGUAAACAUUUGGCUCAAUUCCUUGGCAUGUGUUCCUCGAGUUUAUUAAAUAACAAAUUGAACAUGUUAAACUUCUUUUUGAUUGUAUCAUUAAAUGCUUAAAGUGUAUUAUUUUCAUAAAAAACAUUAUUUUUCAUUAAACUUAUAAAUCCGAAAAAAUGUGUUUAGUAUACACAGAAAAUGUCCUGAAUUAAUUUCUAACACAGGGUGUCCUACGAAACAUUACAUUUGGCUAAUAGUUUUAAUGCCUUAUUCCAUAAUGUUUGUUUUUUCAAAAAAAAAAUAUCACAUGGCAGUCAUAUUAUAGUAAAAUUGAUUUCGAAGUAAAUAUAUUUGAGUUAAAGAUUUUUUAAAACGAAAUUCAAACAGUCUUUAACAUUUGAUGUGGUAAAUGGAAGAUGGCAAUUCUAUUGAUGUGGUAAAUGGAAGAUGGCAAUUCUAAACUCUCACCAACUGUCAUGUGUCCUGACACUAGGGUGACACACGAAGAAGUGAAAGUAAUAAAAUGAAAAGGUGCAUAGGUCCUAAAAGAUUCUAUGGGUGAUGUCAACGCUAAGUAUUGAAAUGCAAACAUUGUUUUUUCUAACUUGAUUAACUUGGCUGGAAGUAGUUCCUGGAAAACAUCUCGAUUAUGUUAUGUUAAGGAUAUGGGGGCAUUCGACACUUCGUGACAUCAAAUUUUGUAAAGGCUGCAUUUGUUUUUUAAAAUUAAGAUUAAGGGCCGAAAUUUUUCAUGUCAUCUAACCGGAUCGUAUAGAAAAUUUGGGAUCGGAGGUCAUUGACCAACGUUAUAAAUCAAGGUUUUGCCGAAAAAAACGAAAACGACUGGUACCUAAUGCAAUGCUCCGAUCAACCUAAAAUUUUCACAUCACCUAUGCACCCAAAAAACUUAAUUUUAACCCCCUUCAUGUGUCACUGGGACACCCUGUACUUAAAAAAAGAAAAAUUGUUUCGUUAUUUUUCAAAUUAAAUUAAAGUCAAAAAUAAAUUACGCAUUUCUUGUAAACGUGGUGAAAUUAUGUCAAGUUUAAUGUAAUUGAUUUAAAAUAUAUUUUUUAAAUCUUGAA
Molecule: messenger RNA, 2987 nt
Organism: Eurytemora carolleeae
Lineage: Eukaryota; Metazoa; Arthropoda; Copepoda; Calanoida; Temoridae
Exons: 4
Coding region: 11-730 (239 amino acids)
Source: RefSeq, a predicted model, not a curated record